Cottoperca gobio is the source of this 2755-nucleotide messenger RNA. RefSeq names its product chromosome 8 C17orf75 homolog (gene c8h17orf75). NCBI's taxonomy places the organism in Eukaryota, Metazoa, Chordata, Actinopteri, Perciformes, Bovichtidae. The transcript has 10 exons. Gene Ontology annotation, cellular component: trans-Golgi network. The record is from RefSeq and is a predicted model, not a curated record. The coding region runs from base 37 to 1215 and encodes 392 amino acids.
GCCAGCUGCUAGCUUGCUCUGUGCAGCAGUAGGAUCAUGUUUACCUCCCAAACCUCGUCCUUCCAGGAUUCAAUUGACGUGGAAGAGAGAGAUGACUUUGACAGCGAGGAAAUUGCUGGAUACAUCCAGAAAAUUCAGCUGAACAGCUACUACACCAUCUAUCUUUAUCAAGGCACAAGAUCUGAGGCUUCUGCGGAAAAUGUGGCAUGGAACCAGAGACGAGCAGACUCCACAACCAGUCAGGAUGACUUUAGCCUGACACUGAUUGACAGCAGCCUGCCAUCAGAGGCCGAACCUGAGCUGCGGACCUACAUUUCAAGGAGGCUGAGCAAAGGUGCCCUGCUGGGAGGCAUGGGCAACAUCGCUACUGUGGAACUCAGUAUCCCAGAGCAGGCAGUCGGCUGCUACUGCUGUCUCCUGGAGCAGGAAAGGUCUCCUGAACAGCCUGAUGCUGAUGGAAACGGAUAUGUCAUCUGCUUUAUGGGCGGCUCUGAAAAAGGACUGAACUUGUUUAGAUUAGAACUUGAUAAAUAUGUCCAAGGCCUGCAUAGCAGCCUGCAAACCCCAGAGCUGCUGAACCUUGAGACGGAGGUGCGUCCCUAUCUGAGCCAGUGGUACGAGGAGUCUGUGAUGCAUAUUUAUCGGGUGGUGCAGCUGGUCCAGAGCAACAUCAGCUUCUUGCUGCAUGCUGCUCUGAGUCACACACAUGUGGAGGUCAAUAAUGCAGAUGAGAAGACAAAGGCUGAUGUGUCCAGGUUCAUCAAAGCAGCCAGUUUGCAGGGUCUGUCCCAACAAGACACUACAACAGCUUCUCUGUGUAAGGCUAUCUCAGAGGACACACAAUCUGACCUGGUCAUAGACUGCUCCACCAGCCCACCCACACUCUCGAACACUGUCAGUAAUCGUUUCUGUGAUGACUGGAUUCAGGCGUUUCUUAAUGCUGCAGAGCGUUGUAAUCCUUUCCUGCUCAGACAGAUUCUGGAGAACUUCAAACUUAAGGCCAUCCAGGACAUGAACAGCCUGAAGCGUUUUGUGCGACAGGCAGAGAUGAGUCACUACGCCCUGUUUCGCUGCUGCCAGUUCCUACAGGGCUGUGGAAAUGGGGAUGUGCUGCUGCAGAAUGCCAGGGCAGAGCACAGCGACAUGCCUGAAGCCUGCACCAUCGUCACUGUGCUGGAGGAGUUCCUCAAGGAACAAUCCCAGGCCCAGGCCUGAUUCCAUUACAAAACCUAACUCCAAGUUGUUGGGCCUGGAUCUUUUGUCCAUUGCUGCUGGUGAGAAAGUCUGUACAAUAACCUGUACAAUUCUAAACCUAGCACUACAUCCUAUGUUAAACAUCAGUUAGCCAAACUUUAGCAGUGGGGACAUUUUUAUCUGCGUUAUAAAACGUUAUGUUUCCUGCGCUGAAACUACUGCUGCUACUCAGCAAGAAGAUUUGUGGUCAGACCUGUAAUAUGUGCUGUAAAACACUGACAACUGACACCCAAUGAUAGUUUGACUCUGUAACAUCACUGCACGUAUCUUAACAAUGAAGGUUAGUUGCAAAUUGGAGAUGAUAGAAAAAAGGAAUUGACAACGGCCUCAGUGUGCAGAUCAGUUUAGAUCUAGUUGUAGCGUGGCACUUUCCCUAUCGCUUUCCUUUUGCAUUUUCUGUGUGUGUGAGUGUGUGUGCAACAAUACUUUGAACCAAAUAUUAUUACUCUUGUUUUGCUAACUGACAAUGAUCACAACACAGACCUGAUCCAAACUAAAGCUUCUACUUCGUGGAGUGGAAUUAUAUAUUACUUAUUUGAUGUCCAAAUAUGUUUUUGUAUUUUAGUCGAUCUUUUGCGAAGAAACACAUCGAGAAUGCACAAAUCACUUUUAUGCAUUGCUUGUUACAUAGGUCUGGUCUGUGCUUACACUUUAACCUAAUACCUGCACUACAAUAUUAUUUUUGUCUGGUGAAUACUGCUAAUGUAUGUAUGUGUCUAUCAAGUGAUAUUAGAUGUAAGUUUAAUUAUGCUCUGUAAAUACAGUGUUGUAGAUACAGUGUAAUAUUGUGGGUGUCAUCAAGCAAGCAGCUUGUGGAAGGCUCCAGUCACACGCAAUGAGUGCACGGUAUAGUGCACACAUAGGUCGGCCGCCCAAUUCUUUAAUUUGGACUUUUGGACGGACUUAUUACAGUUCUGUGACAGCCACAGAUACCACGUUUUAUUUUUUGGCAAGUUAUUAAUUGCUGUUGGGAUGUUAAGAAGAUUUCAACAAACUUAACAAAACAUUUCCACCAAAACCACCCUGACUUUAAUAGCAUUCACCAGCUGAAGACUUUGUGAGAACAAAAGAGGCACUAUGUUCACUCACUACAUUUAUUUAAUUUCAAAGGUUUAGCAAAAUCACAUUAUUAUAUAUAAUAUUCUAAAGAGAACAAAUGUAGAAUAAAAGUAGAAGAUAUAUACAAUUGCUCACAGUAAAUGUUGGCAUUCCUAUGUUUUAUUUUUCCUUUCAUGUUGUACCUGCAACACGUUUUAUAUAUUCCAUUAAACCCAGGGUUUAGAACCAUUCCCAUUCAAACCAGUCCAAAGUGUGUAAUACAGCAAUAUGGUUGGUGGUGUAUACUUUAAACUGUGAAACAGGUAACAUGUAAAUGAGUAAUUCUAUUGUUGUGAACCAUAGUGUGAGUGACCCACAGUGUGUAUGUGUUGACAUUUCUGUUAUAAAUGACUGUUCUGUCUUGUGUAGAAGGAGCUGGAAUAAAUACCACAGUUGAACCCUA